This is a messenger RNA of Babjeviella inositovora NRRL Y-12698, 543 nucleotides long. RefSeq lists its product as uncharacterized. The coding region runs from base 1 to 543 and encodes 180 amino acids. NCBI's taxonomy places the organism in Eukaryota, Fungi, Ascomycota, Pichiomycetes, Serinales. The record is from RefSeq and is a predicted model, not a curated record. The transcript has a single exon.
AUGUCUCACAUCAAACAUCCAACCCCACACACCACCCAAUCUGUGGACUAUUCCACUUUGGGGAUCUCUCGCCCGCAGCAGAUGCGUUCCUCUGAUAUGUUAAAGUUGGAGGAAGCACCACCGCCCGCUCGCACUCCAGAUAUGUAUUCCAUCCUACCCCAGUACCAAUCCGUGGGUUAUACUCACAACGCAAAAAGACUUGAGGAGGAGACAGAUCCAUUUGUGGAGCCCAUCCAAAAGCACUUGAGCCAGACCUCCCUAAGUGGCCCUCGAAAGUCCGAUCGCGUGGAGUUCAGAGAAGCGUACAGAGAAGCAGAGAUUCAGGAGGCAGUACCACAACCGCCUCUUUUCCGUCGGAUGUCCAGUCAAGAAGCUCGUCACGACUCGCAGAACGAUUCGUGUGGCAUCUUCAGUGAUAACUACCGGGUGCAUGAUUUAAACGGGUCAGCCAAACGCUCUGGCAGUUAUAGUGGGAGCUCAGAGGGCCCCACUAGUCAUUCAGAGUCUAUUUUUGAUUCCUCGUCCCGAAGUCCCACUGCCUAA